AUGUUCAGGCGUCGAGUACGUGGUAAAGGAACAUCAUCACGCCAGCAAUGCCAAGAAACUGAUUCUUCUGAUGAAAGUGCCGAUGGAUCUGUCGUAGUAGGAUUACAAAAGAAGCGAAGAAUAAAUAUAAACGUCUCUUCUACAAAGAAAUUAAAAAAGACUAGCGAUGAUAACGAUGAUUCGGAGUCCUCUUCGGAAAAAGCUGAGGAAUGUGUGGAUAAAUUACAUAUUGCUUUUCAAUCGAGUGGUACUGCGGAAAGGGCUGGUCCUUCUGAUAUGGGUGCCACUGCUAUUAAUGAAGUGGAAACAGAGGAAAGUUGUGAUGCCCAAGCACAGUUUGAACGAGUUCAAAGGGCCCUUAAAGAAGGCCAUGAUGAAAAGAUCUAUAAAGGUGCUGCAAUGUAUGGUGCUAAAGAAAAGAAGGAUACUGCAAUAGGAAAUGCUUCAUCUAAGUGGAAUAGAAUUGGACCAAUGAGAGCACCAAAUUUUAUUCGACAAUCGGUUCGAUGGGAUUAUGCACCUGAUAUUUGCAAAGAUUAUAAGGAGACAGGCUAUUGCACUUUUGGUGAUUCAUGCAAAUUUCUUCAUGAUCGAACGGAUUAUAAACACGGAUGGGAAAUUGAACGAGAUUAUGCAUCAGGCCGUAUGAAAGAAGAAGAUGAUGAUAAAUAUUUGAUCAACAGUAGUGGUAGCGAUGAGGAUGAUUCAAAUUUACCCUUCAAAUGCUUGAUAUGUAGGGAAUCGUUCAAAAAUCCAGUUGUUACGAAAUGUAAACAUUAUUUUUGUGAAAAUUGUGCAUUAAAACACUUUCGGCGAACAUCAAAAUGUUAUGUAUGUGAUCAAAAUACGAAUGGUGUGUUUAAUGUUGCUAAAGAAUUAAUUGCCAAGCUUAAUCAAAAAGGAGAUCAUCAAGAAGGAGCUGAAUUAUUACAUUCAUCAGAUAAUGAAAUACAUGAAGAUCGAGGAGAAAGUGACUCCGGUUUGAAUUAA
Molecule: messenger RNA, 990 nt
Organism: Dracunculus medinensis (Guinea worm)
Lineage: Eukaryota; Metazoa; Nematoda; Chromadorea; Rhabditida; Dracunculidae
Source: the annotation of a GenBank genome assembly